GUUGCCGUGGAGUGAAGCUCCUUCAGUCGACUCCUCUAUCUUUGGUGCAGCACAGUGCGAGAGGCGCACAAGUGUAGUCAGCCAGCGACCCAGCAGAAAUGUCGGAAAGUGGGAGUCAGGAACCUGCCGUGGCCGCAAACGGCAGCGACAGCCCGACAAAACGUGCACCCAGACCGCCAGUGGGCAACAGAGUGACCGUGGUUCUCGGGGCUCAAUGGGGCGACGAGGGGAAAGGAAAAGUUGUGGACCUGCUCGCACAAGACGCGGAUAUGGUGUGCAGAUGUCAGGGCGGCAACAACGCAGGACACACCGUGGUGGUCGACUCGGUGGAGUACGACUUUCACCUCCUCCCCAGCGGCAUCAUCAACCCCAAGGUCACUGCUUUCAUUGGUAACGGUGUUGUAAUUCACCUGCCAGGCCUGUUUGAAGAGGCAGAAAAGAAUGAAAGCAAAGGAAAAGGUCUAAAAGACUGGGAGAAAAGGUUGAUCAUCUCAGACAGAGCACAUAUUGUGUUUGACUUCCACCAAGCAGUUGAUGGUGUUCAGGAACAGCAGAGACAAGAGCAAGCAGGCAAGAACCUCGGGACAACAAAGAAGGGGAUUGGUCCAGUGUACUCAGCCAAGGCAGCACGUAGUGGUCUCAGGAUAUGUGACCUGUUGGCUGACUUCACCCAGUUCUCUGAAAGGUAUAAAGCUUUGGCGCAGCAGUACAAGGGUAUGUACCCCACUCUGGAGAUUGACAUAGAGGGAGAGCUGAUCAAAUUAAAGAACUAUGUAAAGCGGAUCAAACACAUGGUGAGAGAUGGGGUGCACUACAUGUACGAGGCUCUUCAUGGCCCUCCUAAGAAGAUCCUGGUGGAAGGAGCCAACGCAGCACUGCUGGACAUUGACUUUGGGACGUACCCGUUUGUGACAUCGUCCAACUGCACGGUGGGAGGGGUGUGUACGGGUCUUGGCAUGCCGCCUCAGAACGUUGGGGAGGUUUAUGGGGUCGUCAAGGCCUACACCACCAGAGUCGGCAUCGGAGCUUUCCCCUCAGAGCAGAGCAACGAGAUCGGAGAGCUACUCCAGACUCGGGGGAAGGAGGUGGGCGUGACCACAGGCAGGAAGAGGAGAUGUGGUUGGCUGGAUCUGGUGCUUAUCAAAUAUGCACACAUGAUUAACGGCUUCACUGCUUUAGCACUCACCAAACUGGACAUACUUGACGUGUUUGCAGAGAUCAAAGUGGGCGUAUCGUACAAAGUUGACAACCAAACUAUACCUUACUUUCCAGCCAAUCAGGAGGUGUUGCAGAAUGUGGAGGUCCAGUAUGAGACGCUGCCGGGGUGGAACAGCGACACCUCGGCUGUGAGAAGCUUUGAGGAGCUGCCUGAGAACGCCCAGAAAUAUGUCCACUUCAUUGAGGGGCAUGUUGGAGUGCCUGUCAAGUGGAUCGGCGUGGGCAAGUCUCGGGAGUCCAUGAUCCAGCUGUUCUAAACGAAAGGUGGACAAACACGAGCAAAGAGAAUGCACAGCCCCCCCUACACACACACACACACACACACACACACACACACACACACACACACGCCCUUAAUGCUUUACCUCUGAAUCAGCAGACUGUCCUAUGUUACAGACUGGACCUCUUUGGAUCAGACUCCCAUCCGACUGACCUCCAUGAACGAAUGGUUUCCCAGCUUCUCCAUCUGGAUUUUGAACAGUUUUAAACUUUAGCAUAACAGCUCCAUGUUAAAGUCCCUCUUUUAAUUUGUCCCUGUUUGUAUUGUAACCGUUUAUUCCAGACAUACAACACACUCGGCAACACCGACUGUCAUCAGGUCUGAAAGAUGACACGAGGGAAGGACUCCACACACACGUGAUCACUCCCCGGAUGAACUGUUCACAGAUGUUUGCGUGGUCAAACGUUUGUUCAAGUGUAUUUUUGUUAAUCUAUGCUGUGUUUAAAUGUGCUGUGCCAGUCUGGUGUAAAUCAGUUUUAACCUCUGCACUUUAGAUGCUUUGGACUGGAUCUACCUUUUAUGUUUUAUUCUGCCAGGUGUACACCACCUCCUGACAUUAUAAAGGGAUCCUUUUAAUAUUUUUAACAUGUCUUUUUGUGUUUGUUCUCAUAUUGCCUUGUCAUUCUACCAAAACAUUUGCUUUUAAAUUUGUUGUAGCUAGCGACUUCUUUCACUGAACGCAUCCCGUACCAUGUUUUUCACUCUAACUUUGGCAGUUGAGUUUUCCAUGAACCAAUACAAAGAUUAUAACUAGUGUAACUAUCCCUUUUUCAAAUGGAAAUCAAUUCAUCAUUCAUCAUUGAUUUUCUUGGCACUUGGUAUAAUGCUGUUUAAAUCUAGAGGAAGGAAAUUGGUAACAACUUUUGCACAAAGAAACAUGUAAAUAUGGAUUGAUAAAUGCUGUAUAAGACAGUUGUUCAUUUUUCUCCUUUUUGUUUUUGUCCACUCCUCGGCCAUUGUUAUAACACACGUCUUUAAAACCAGAAAAAUAAGGCUUUAAUAUAAAAAGUUGUGGGUUGCAUUUUGCCUUCAGAAAGAAAAGCUGGUACCUCUUUUUCACCAAUUCAAUGGCACCAUCCAAAUAAGCCAUUUAGCGCUACCUGCUGGUAAAAAUUGUAUUGUGUCUUAUGCUGCAUUCCAGAAAUGUCAGCAAAAUGGAAGAACAAGAAAAUCUCCCAUGACUCUGACUUGGAAGCGUUCUUGUCAUGUACAUCAUUUAAAUAGCCUUAAUAAGCUGUUUUUUUAUGUUACGUACUUGUAGCAGUUUGUUAACAAGUGAAACCAGAUACAUAUAAACUGUGUAGCUCCCUUUUACAUUUUAUAAGUUGUUAUUGUUUUUAUAUUUAGAUGUGCCAAGCUAUUGUGGCUUUCCAGCCGUUUUGCUACUGGUCGAUGGUGAUAUCCAACUUGGAAUUACGACCAUGCUUGCUGGUAAUUAAGUUUUUGUUUUUGUUUUAUAUUGAAGCAGCAGAGGCCACCAUGUCCUGACUUUAAGUCUAUAGUUUGGUGCCAGGCUUCUGAAAUGUUAUUAUGAAUCAUAAGAAUGUGGCAUUAGAUCAAAUUUUAGAAAGCUCCUCCCGAGCCACAGAAGACAAUAAGCUGUUCACAUGCUCAUCAUGAGGAGUAGACUAAACUUCAUGUAACAUUUUAAGCACGCUCCUUUAAUAAACCGCUUGUUAGACUGAAGGAGGAGAACCAAAAAGAAAAAACUCUCGGUAAAGCUGAACAAGCUUUGGUGGAAGAAAGAAAACCGCUCUUUAUUAGACACACAGCUGACAUACCAAGUAUACUUUCCUCUUUAAACACAUAAUGUGGUAUUUUGAAAAGCCCCAACAGAUUAUUAAAAUAUUCUAUUUUCACAUUAGAAUUAUUUGCAAAUGUGAUUGCAUGAGUUACUGAUUUUAUGUCAGAUAUUAGAAACAACGUGUUUUGCAGUGGCAGCAAGACAGUUGCACGUUACAAAGUUAAUUUAGCGUUUAAUUCCACAACUAAGUACAACAUGACAUCAAUGGGUUUGAUGGCAGCAGUUUUGCAUUCAGUAUUUUGAAAGAAGCAAUGAGUCAUCAAGUCAAUUCUGCUGGGAAGCAUUUAGUCCGAUUAUUGAUAUGUAACUUUGGUAUAAAACUCAGUCUGAAAUAAGAUUCUCAGGACAUUGAUUACAAAUGUAAUUACUCUUUAUGCUACUUUUGUCUUGUUUGUAACUGCUGAAACCAGUGGGGCAAAACCACAUGUAUAAUCUCAAAAAAAUCUUAAUUUUGAGAUGGUGUUUUCUAAAUUCUGAACAAUGGUUUUGCAAAGCAGCUCCUAUUGAUAAAGAAAGUAAGUCAUUCUCAUUAUGUACUGAUUCAUUGACACCCGUUUGCUCCUGUCUGCCUCCCUACUAGGGGUUAAAAGUGAAACAGUAACCAGGAUCAUUCAGUCAUUUAAAAAAAAGAAGUGUGUUAGUUUGUAUCUGUGACCCUGUAUCUCCUUGUUUCACCAGAACUGUAUUUGUUCUCUUUGCUGUGUUAUAAUGAACAUUUACCCCUUUACAUGCUCACACUGCCAACUUUUCACUGAAUUCUCGUUCACAACCUGAACAUCUGCGGUGUCCAUUUCUGUCUUUCUUUCCUUUCCUUUUUAUUUUGAACAUGUAUCAAUGUACCUUCAAUCACUGUUUAGCCCAUUGACUUUUUCAGUGCAGACGUCUCCCUUGACAUCUGGUUAAGACUAAAUGAAUGUUUUAGGCUACCUACGCACAUUACACAAAGUAAAACCUUCAACACA
Molecule: messenger RNA, 4264 nt
Organism: Etheostoma spectabile (orangethroat darter)
Lineage: Eukaryota; Metazoa; Chordata; Actinopteri; Perciformes; Percidae
Gene: adss2
Product: adenylosuccinate synthase 2
Exons: 14
Coding region: 99-1475 (458 amino acids)
Biological process (GO): IMP metabolic process; 'de novo' AMP biosynthetic process
Cellular component (GO): cytoplasm
Molecular function (GO): GTP binding; adenylosuccinate synthase activity
Source: RefSeq, a predicted model, not a curated record